GUGCCACUUCAAAACUUCCGUCGGCCCCCACACACAUGCUCGCCCGCCAAGUCACUCGCGCGCUGCUCCGGCCGCAAGCUGCAUUCCGAGCUGCGUCCACGGCAUCUUUGUCGUUGAAUGGCGUGUCUUCUGAAGUCCGCACUGAUUGGACGCGCGACGAAGUCAAGCGUAUUUACGAACAACCGCUGUUGGAACUGGUGUACCAAGCUGCCACGGUUCAUCGCAUUCACUUCGACCCACGUGAAGUCCAACAGUGCACGCUCCUGUCGAUCAAGACAGGUGGUUGCACAGAAGAUUGCAAAUAUUGCUCGCAAUCCGUCAAGCACAAGACAUUCGUCAAACCAGAGCCCCGAAAGAAGGUGGACGAGGUGCUUGAAAUGGCGGCGCGCGCCAAGAAGGCUGGCAGCACCCGCUUUUGCAUGGGCUCGGCGUGGCGCGAAGUCGGCAAGAAGAACGCGUUCAACGAUGUGUUGACUAUGGUCCGCGAAGUCAACAACAUGGGCAUGGAAGUGUGCUGUACUUUGGGUAUGCUGACAGAGGAGCAAGCGGUGCAACUCAAAGAAGCGGGUUUGGCCGCGUACAACCACAACUUGGACACGAGCCGUGAACAUUACCCCAACGUCAUCUCCACACGCACGUACGACGACCGGUUGAACACGAUUGCGAAUGUCCGAAAGGCUGGCAUUUCUGUGUGCUGUGGUGGUAUUUUGGGGAUCGGCGAAAAGGAACACGACCGCAUCGCGCUGCUGCAUACGCUGGCGACGAUGGAAGAACACCCUGAAUCGGUCCCUGUGAAUGCUUUGGUGUCUGUCGCCGGGACGCCGCUCGCGUCGGAAGAAUUGCCGCCCGUCACGGCGUUCGACAUGGCUCGUGCUAUUGCGACAGCUCGAAUCUUAAUGCCCAAGACAAUGGUGCGAUUGAGUGCGGGGCGCAUGUCGUUCUCGGACGCGGAACAAGGUUUGCUCUUCAUGGCCGGCGCCAACUCCAUCUUCAACGGCGACACGUUGCUCACAACGGCAAACCCUGCGUUCGAGAAGGACAACGCGUUGUUUGCGGACCUUGGUCUGGUCGGGAAGCCGUCGCACGUGGCGUCCAAGAAGACGCCGUACGUGGUCAAGGUCACGCACUCAAGCAGCGUCGACCAGGCGGAACCUCAAGUCGCAUCCAUGUAAUCAAGGUUCCUCCUUCUUGUAGAUAGACACACUUUCCCCA
Molecule: messenger RNA, 1212 nt
Organism: Aphanomyces invadans
Lineage: Eukaryota; Oomycota; Saprolegniomycetes; Saprolegniales; Verrucalvaceae
Product: biotin synthase
Exons: 4
Coding region: 36-1172 (378 amino acids)
Biological process (GO): biotin biosynthetic process
Cellular component (GO): mitochondrion
Molecular function (GO): biotin synthase activity; 2 iron, 2 sulfur cluster binding
Source: RefSeq, a predicted model, not a curated record